Messenger RNA from Paramisgurnus dabryanus, 7362 nucleotides. RefSeq names its product ankyrin repeat and IBR domain containing 1b (gene ankib1b). Gene Ontology annotation, biological process: protein ubiquitination. NCBI's taxonomy places the organism in Eukaryota, Metazoa, Chordata, Actinopteri, Cypriniformes, Cobitidae. Gene Ontology annotation, molecular function: zinc ion binding; protein binding; ubiquitin-protein transferase activity. The record is from RefSeq and is a predicted model, not a curated record.
UGACGUAUGCUUCACACAGCGGCUGAGGAGCGUUCACAACAAAGGCGAGAGGCAGAUUUUUUUGUAUUUAGAGUCAACACAGUUUCAUCAGACAACCGCUUAAUUAUUCACCGUCAGAAAGAGAAGAAAAAGACUGCCAUCGUUGUGACAUCUGGGAACCGCAUCAUGUUGGCUGUCUGCAGGCCCACAGGCUGAAGAGGUCUGAGCGGUUGGAAGUGCUGGGAACGGAGAGAUGGGGAACACGGCCACAAAGUUCCGCAAGGCACUGAUCGGUGGAGAUGAGGUUUUGGCUUAUCAGCUGUACGAGGGCAACCCUCAGUUCAAAGAGUCACUAGACCCCAACACCUCAUAUGGGGAACCUUACCAACACAACACCCCGCUCCAUUACGCUGCCAGACAUGCCAUGACACGCAUACUCAGGUCCUUUCUCUUCAGCAAGGAUGGGAACCCUAACAAGCGUAACUUGCACAAUGAGACGGCGCUGCAUGUUUUGUGCAUGGGGCCUCACAUCCUGCUGUCAGAGGGGGCGCUGCAGCCACGCCUGGCCCGGCCCUAUGAAGAUGAGCGCAGGCGGGCUGAGUGCCUACAGAUGAUCCUGAAAUGGACCGGCGCCAAACUGGACCACGGCGAAUACGAAAGUGCGGACAUCUGCGCCAGUGAUAACAAGAAAAACACGCCGCUGCACUAUUCUGCUGCCUCAGGGAUGAAGACGUGUGUGGAGUUUCUGGUGAAGCGUGGUGCAGACCUGUUUGCGGAGAAUGAAAAUAAGGAGACCCCAUGUGACUGUGCAGAGAGGCAACACCAUAAGGAGCUUGCGCUCAAUCUGGAGUCUCAGAUGGUCUUCUCCACCGACCCGCACGCGGAGAAUAUUGAGGCAGAGUACGCAGCCUUAGACCGCAGGGAGUUUUAUGAAGGUUUGCGAGUGCAGGAUCUCAGAAGACUGAAGGACAUGCUGAUAGUAGAGACUGCAGACAUGUUGCAAGCUCCUCUCUUCACUGCUGAAGCUCUCCUCCGGGCUCAUGACUGGGAUAGGGAGAAGCUCCUGGAAGCUUGGAUGUCUAACGCUGAAGACUGCUGCCAGCGCUCUGGCGUUCAAAUGCCAACCCCUCCGCCCAGAGGCUACAACACGUGGGACACCCUACCCUCACCCCGUACACCUCGCACCACCCGAUCAUCCAUCACCUCCCCGGAUGAGAUCAGCCUGACGCCCGCUGAUGACGAUCGCUCCUUGUGCGGGAUUUGUAUGUGUGCAGCAUCUAUGUUCGAAGAGCCUGUUGAUAUUCAAUGCGGUCACGAGUUCUGCAGAGGAUGCUGGGAAAGCUUUUUGAAUCUAAAAAUCCAAGAGGGGGAGGCCCAUAACAUCUUUUGCCCAGCUUAUGACUGCUUCCAGCUGGUUCCUGUUGAGGUCAUUGAGAGCAUCGUGUCCAGAGAGAUGGAUAAACGUUAUCUGCAAUUUGACAUCAAGGCCUUUGUUGAGAAUAAUCCUGCCAUCCGGUGGUGUCCACGGGCCGGCUGUGAUAGAGCGGUGCGUUUGGCCGGACAGGGGCCUGGUGCCAGUACCUCUGACCCGCUUAGCUUCCCUCACCUUCAGGCCCCUGCAGUGGAUUGUGGCAAGGGCCAUCUCUUCUGUUGGGAAUGUCAAGGAGAAGCCCAUGAACCCUGUGACUGCCAAACAUGGAAGAUGUGGCUUCAGAAGGUCACUGAUAUGAAACCAGAAGAACUGGCAGGUGUAAGUGAGGCGUAUGAAGAUGCUGCCAACUGCCUGUGGUUACUCACCAACUCAAAAACCUGUGCCAACUGCAAAUCUCCCAUUCAGAAGAAUGAGGGCUGUAACCACAUGCAAUGUGCCAAGUGUAAGUAUGAUUUCUGCUGGAUCUGUCUGGAGGAGUGGAAGAAACACAGUUCCUCUACAGGAGGAUAUUACCGGUGCACGCGCUAUGAAGUCAUUCAGCAUGUGGAGGAACAGUCCAAGGAGAUGACCGUUGAGGCUGAGAAGAAACACAAAAACUUUCAGGAGCUGGAUCGCUUCAUGCACUAUUACACGCGCUUUAAGAACCACGAGCACAGCUACAAGCUUGAGGAGCGGCUGCUUAAGACGGCCAAAGACAAGAUGGAACAGCUAAGCAAAGUUCUGAGUGGAAGAGAGGGAGGUCCUCCAGACACUACUUUCAUUGAAGAUGCAGUGCAUGAACUACUCAAGACCCGUCGCAUUCUCAAGUGCUCUUACCCUUACGGGUUCUAUCUGGAGCCCAAAAGCACAAAGAAGGAAAUAUAUGAACUUAUGCAGACUGACUUGGAAAUGGUGACUGAAGACCUUGCGCAGAAGGUCAACAGACCGUACCUCCGCACCCCUCGUCAUAAAAUCAUCCGUGCCGCAUGCUUGGUGCAGCAGAAACGGCAGGAGUUUCUGGCGUCUGUGGCGAGAGGCGUGGCACCCAACGACUCACCCGAAGCCCCUCGACGCAGUUUCGCUGGUGGGACAUGGGACUGGGAGUACUUGGGUUUCGCCUCUCCAGAGGAGUAUGCCGAGUUCCAGUACAGACGCAGACACAGGCAACGCCGACGCGGAGACAUGGCCAGUCUGCGCAGCAACACACCCGAUCCCGAUGACCACGGCACUUUAGACACACAGGAAAUCGGCGGUGGUCAGAGACCAGGUUUGCCAAUGCCUCACGGCUCUCUGGAUGAGGAUGACCCGAAUAUUCUCCUGGCCAUCCAGCUGUCCCUGCAGGAGUCCGGUCUGCCGUUGGGCGGUGCUGGUGUUGAAGCUCAAGAGAUAUUGGCCAAUGAGGCGUCUCUAGGGGCAAUUGGAACAUCCCUACCCACGCGGCUGGAUUCGAUGCUGGGCGGUAUAGAUGUGCCCCGCGCUGCGCUGAGCAGCUCUGAGCUGUUGGAGGUGGGUGACAGCUUGAAGAAACUGGGAAAUAUCAGCGGCCAGAACGUUCCCCUGCGUUAUGACAAUCUUAGCAAUUCGACUCGUGAGUCCGCAGAGGGCACCUACCAACCUCUUUCGGGACGCCUGGAGUCUACCGACUUUGGUACAGAGAGUGCCAACCUUCUGGGCAACAUCAUGGCUUGGUUUCAUGACAUGAACCCCCAGAAUAUCAAUUUGGUGCCCUCUGCAACGCAUCAAGAAUACACUGCUUCGGAGUGCACCGAUGCGCAGUGGACAUCAGGGGGCGAUAGAGAGCAAGAGCGCGAGUACGGCGCCACAGAAGAACGUGAGCCAGUCAGGCCGACGCAGCUCGAUCUGGUCGGUCACGAUGUAUCUCCAGUACCUCCUUCGUCUGUCGAGUUAGGGGAAACUCCGAGCGGUUCCAACCCGUGUCACUCCGAUACCCCGAAAUGCGACUCUGACCCUGACCAGCCUAGCAGUAGCUCUUCUGAAUGGGAGGGUCAAGUGCAUCUUGUAUGAAAUGCUGAUCUUUCUUAUACGCUAAGCCACUUUUUGAUGUGAAGUAGUCGCUGGGGUUCAAACUCAAGGCGAGAUUAAUCACAACGAGAAAAGCUUUCAUGUCUAUUGUCAGAUAUGUAGAAACUGAAGCCGAUUGGUCAGUACUCUAACUAGUGUUACAAGCCUCCGAUAAUGUGAGGUUCUUUGCUCACUAAAAACUCUUUCCAAUCAUAAAGUGUGAAACACUCUUGAAGAGUCAGCAACUGAACCAUGUAAGAAAAAAAAAAGAGAGAAGUCCGUGAGGUAAUCUUAAGCAAACAGCCAAUGCCGUAGGGCUUAAUCUGUAAUGAUGAGAAAAUAUCUACUGUAUAGUAAAGUUCCAGUCUUUAUCCGCCUAAAUGUAAGGAUGUAAAAGACACUGUAGGUGCCAAAAACACUGGCUAGCACACCCAGAGUUCACUAACGCCCGGUGGACGGUGUGCCGACUGUGCCUGCUGCUGAAGGGCUCGGUCGCCCUAUCCUUCCUUUAAACUAGACCUGUAGUGUUAAGAGACGCAUACAGAAGAGCAGGGCUGUUCUGUGCUGGCGUUCAUAACAGAAACUAAAAGUACGGUCGGUUUAGUCGCACUCUACUUCUUCAUUUUUUGGGUCAAAUGCAAUCACUGUAAUCCUUCAAUGGUAAAUUCGAAUGGAAAGUAUCGGUGAGGUUCGGCUCAUUUCAGGAGUGCCGCCGCCGCACUGGCUCGGUUUUCUCUUUGCAACUUAUCACAGUGCCUUUUCUGUGAAUCUUCGCUUUAUUUAUAGCCACUCUCUCUUGCGCUCGGCGCCCAGAAUGUGGGAAGUUCAGAUAGACGGCGUUGUAUUAUCAGGUGGCAGUUACGUAAACUGAGCUUAAAUUAAAAAAAAAAAUUUUUUUAUAUAUGUUGAUUUGCCCUUGUUAGCAUGUUUCCCAUCCCGUUCCAGAGAAUCUUUUUAAAGCAGUUAUAAAAAAAACUAAAAGAAUGGAUUAUUGUAUCCAUUUAUAUUGAAUGUGAGGUCAUUUGCAUUGUAUUCAGGAUGAUAUAUCCAGAAAGUGUGCUGAUAACAUUUCAACAACAACAAAUAUUUAAAAUUUAAAUGUAUUGUUCACCUAAAAAAAAAAAAGUUGGCAUUAUUUUUUUUAGCCUCAUUUAACCUUGGAACAAAAAAGAAGUUUAGCAGAAUGCUCCUGAUGUUGUUUCCAUAAAAUGAAAGUGAAUGGUGACCAAGCUUUAAAUGGUGUUACUCCAGCCAAAUAUCAAAAUUACCCAAUGAUGUACUCACCCUCAAGCAAUUCGAGAUACAUGUCCAUCAUCUUUUAGACAAACACAUAUGAAGUUAUUUUAAUGAAUGUCCUUGCUUUUCCAAACGUAUAACAGUAGAAACGGGAAUCAGGGAACAACUUCUAAAAAAAAAGUGCAUCCAUCCUUCACAGAAGCAAUCUACAAGGGGUUAAUUAGAGGUCUUCUGCUGGUAAUCGUUGCGAUUGUGUAAGAAAAAUAUCCAUAUUUUAAACUUUAUAAAAUGUAAUGACUAGCUUCUGUAACAACGCCAUAUUGGACUCAAGCGAUUUACGCGAGAGUUUUAGCAUUGUAAGCACUCCUUCGUCCAUGGGUACGUUGUGCAGUGAACCUUGAGAAUGGCGUUUUUUUGGGCUUCAAAGUCAGAAGUUAAUCCCAUUUUAAGCUUGGAAAAGCAAAGACAUUUACUAAAAUAACUCCAAAUGUGCUCGACUGAAAGAUGAUGGACAUGUGUAUCCCGGAUUGCUCGAGGAUGAGUACAUCAUGGGGUAAUUUUGAUAUUUGGCUGUAGGGUUGCUUUAAUGUUAAUGCUGUCAAAACCAAGCUUCAAAAUAAAUAAAACAUUACAUUUCUGUCUUUAUCUUACAAAAGGCUGUCAUAUGGCUUCAAAAGACUUGAAAUCAUAAGGAUGUGGGAUUACAUUUAUGGUGCUUAUGUUUUUGAGCAUUCCAGCCUCUGGUCACCAUCUGCUUUCAUUAUAGAUAAAAGAGCAACGCGAUGCAUAGAAAAUGUCUUUUUGCUUCAACUUGAGGUUGAGUAAAUAAUGGCUAAAUGUUUCAUUGUUGAGUGAACUGUCACUUUAAAAUGUCAUUACGGCUAAGAAUCCAUAGAUGUGACCAUGCUCAAAUACAUGCAUUUUCUUUUUAGUCACACCCCUUUUGAUUCAUAUAAUCUUUUGAUCGCAUUUAUGUGAUAGUAAGGAGUUGUUGAUGGUACAUUUCUACGGAUUGAGCGAAUAAUUCACAAAUAAUAAUUUUUUAUUUUACUAUUAAAUAUAACUGUGGUAUUUACAAUAAAUUAUGGAUAUGAAUUUUCUAUUUAUUUGAAAUUGAAUGUCCUACUUUAAAAAAAAAUAUAUAAUAAUGAAAGUUGAUGUUUAAAAAACCCAAACUGACAAGAGCAUAACUAUAUUUUGUAUGUAUAAUAUUAAACCUGUAAUAAACACAGUGCCACUUUUGAACAUGUGCUUAUUACUUACAAAUGACUGCUAAAAAGAAUUGUGAAAGCCAUUUAAAUGAAUUAACAAUUUGUACAACUUUUUUAUUUGCUUUAAUUUCCUGCAAGCACCUGGCCAACUUUUCAUCAUAUGAAACUGUCUGUUCAGCUCGUACUGAAUCUUAAGCACUUCAGAAAAAUUGCACAAAACUAGCUCACACUUAAGCCUUGAAAUAACCCACUUUAGUUCAUGCGGGUUUGCUGGUAUUUUGGCACCUCUUGCUGUGGGUUUGAUUUUGCAGGCGCGUGGUGUUUAACUGUGGGCUUGUAUAUUGAAUCUGACCUGCUUUUCUAAUGCAUUGCUGCAUUGCAUUGUGGAAACUUUACAAUGUGCGAAAUGAAGGCAAAGCUUUUUUUUUUUGAAGUGGUAUUUUAAUAAUUAAUUAAUAAUAAUUAGUUACAUUUAUAUAGCGCUUUUCCAGUGCUCAAAGCGCUUUACAUAUGAAUGGGGGAAUCUCCUCAACCACCACCAAUGUGCAGCAUCCACCUGGAUGAUGCGACGGCAGCCAUAUUGCGCCAGAACGCCCACCACACACCAGCUUAUUAGUGGAGAGGAGAUAGAGUGAUAGCCAAUUAGUAUGAGGGAUGAUUAGUAGUGCAAUGGGCAAGUUUGGCCAGGAUGCCGGGGCACACCCCUACUCUUUAUCGAAGGACAUCCUGGGAUUUUUUAAUGACCACAGAGAGUCAGGACCUCGGUUUAACGUCUCAUCCGAAGGACGGUGCUUUUUGACAGUAUAGUGUCCCCGUCACUAUACUGGGAUGGGACCCACACAGACCACAGGGUGAGCACCCCCUGCUGGUCUCACUAACACCUCUACCAGCAGCAACCUGGUUUUCCCAGGUGGUCUCCCAUCCAAGUACUGACCAGGCUCAGCCCUGCUUAGCUUCAGUGGGCAAGCUGUCUUGGGCUACAGGGUGAUAUGGCUGCUGAUUUUGUCAUUCCAGAAGUUUCAUCUGAAUUUAGGAGAUUUCACACAUUUUUUUUGCUGUAUGUAUGUGUCAUCUGAAUCAAUUACAGUAUUUCUUUAGAGUAAUGUGUCAACAGAGGUGCAGGUGAAGCUGAUGUCUGUUUUCAUGAAGCGUAUGGUAGAUUCUCAACAUCUGACCGGAUGUGACAAAUAUAAGUGAAUAAAAAAGUUGUCCUGUAUUUGACGGUAUGCUGUGCAUUCAGUUAUUAUAAUAAACAUAGAUGGUGUGUUCCUGACAAAAGGCAAUUCAAGUGUCAAGGCUAUUGUUUGGGGGGAGGGGGGACGCACUUUUGUAACCAUUACAGAUUUUAUAUUGUUAAGCAUCUAAUCCUUGAAAUGGUAUUUGCACUUUCAUAACCUUUACUUGAUACAUUCCCAGUUUAUAUUGAAAAAACAAAUGUGUGAUGCUUGGCCAAUGAAUUGGACCGAUUUGAGUGUGAAUCUUAAUAAAGUUGUUAAGACAAGU